AUGGCCAGUUCCAAGGCCAAUUCAAAUCUCAGGUCUGCGAAUACAACACAGACGAAUAACAAACCACGCGUCCUUUCUGCCAGAGAGCUGCAGAGGAGAACAGCCCAGAACAUUCAACGGCUCCCCGGCGCCCCCGAUCCUUCUACGUACAUCUCCGCGUCCGCUACGCCCGCCAAACGACCCUCCAGAUUCUCCUCCUUUAUAAAUCUUUUUCGACAACGAUAUGCUGCCCUCCCUGCACCUAUUCUAGGGACCGCACGUGCCCUUCGAUAUAUCGCACCCGCGCUCUCCAUUGGCAUAUUUUUCUCCGAGCAUGUGCUCCAGGUUAUGUGGGUUCGCGGGCCGUCGAUGACGCCGUAUCUUAAUGAAAACUACGCGGAAAUGCAGACAGAAAGUGAUAUGGUCUUGGUAAACAUGCUGCCUUUGGGCUCUGGAUGGCUAUGGGGUCCAACAAAGACAUUGGAACGCGGAAUGGUGGUCACAUUUCGAUCACCAGCGAACCCAUCACAUAUAGCGAUCAAGCGCGUCAUUGGAUUACCAGGGGACCAAAUUAUGACGAGAGAGCCGUGUCCCAAACCCUCGCAGACUGUACCUUGGAACCAUGUCUGGGUAGAAGGUGAUGUGGACGAUCCGCGGAAAUCGCUUGAUAGCAAUACAUACGGACCUGUUAGUAUGAGUCUGAUUUCAGGCAGUGUGAUUGCAGUGCUGUACCCGAAGAUGAGACGGCUCAAAUGGUGGGAUUGGGAUAAGCCCUUCGACGACCAGACAGGCGCGGAUACGCAAAAGGAACUGGGAGAUGGGUAUAGGCAGUCGGUGAGGGAUAGAGUCAUCAAAGACGCUGUCCAUGUAGAGGCGCCUGAUUUUAAUUGA
Molecule: messenger RNA, 870 nt
Organism: Talaromyces rugulosus
Lineage: Eukaryota; Fungi; Ascomycota; Eurotiomycetes; Eurotiales; Trichocomaceae
Exons: 2
Coding region: 1-870 (289 amino acids)
Biological process (GO): mitochondrial respiratory chain complex assembly
Cellular component (GO): mitochondrial inner membrane peptidase complex; membrane
Molecular function (GO): serine-type endopeptidase activity
Source: RefSeq, a predicted model, not a curated record